AUUUCUAAAAACAGACCAAAAAAAUAAUGGAUGAAAUUGAGUAUAAAUUAAACACAAAAAAUAGUGUCUUAAUAGUUAACGCUGUUGAUAAAUUGAUAUCAAUAAUUAAAUCCAAAUAUAAACCUUGUGAAAGGCAGAAGUUUGUUUUGGAGAAUGAGGAAUUAAAGUUUUUGAGAGAGAAAUGUUCUUCAAAGGAUCCUAUGGUGAGCCUGACGGCAUGCCAGGGUUUGCUGGCCCUGGUGGAACUGGGGGUUGUGGAGAUUGGUCAGACUAUGUCGAUAGUCGUGACUCUGUUACCAAGUGCACACAACCAUGCCGCCAUCAUUUCAACUAUGGCAGGCCUUUUAAUUUUGGACCUGAAGUCCCGUCUGGUGCCUGGUCAGCCAUACAAAUGUCAGUUUGGUUUGAAGUCUCCGCAGCAUCCGUUCAUAACCGUUUUGGAGAAGAAUAAGGCUGAAGAUGAAGUAUUGGUGCAGAUGCAUGCAUUGUGCACUCAUCCUGAUUAUAUAGUAUCGUCUAACAGUUUAGAACUUCUUCGAGCAGUGUUCCUGUGGCUGACUUGCAACCCUCGCCGCAGCAGCAGCAUCAGGCCGUGGCAGUUGCUGCUCAGCUUGCCGCACUCCGCGCAGCAGAGCGAACUGCUUCUCACCUGCUUGUCUUGUCAGCAGAUAUGUAACCCAGAAUUAAUGGAGGGAGCUUUAGCGGCGUACUCCGCAGUGUUGGAGGCGUAUGUUUACAAACAAAAUGGCGACUACAUAGCGGCUCUACUGCCCAUGCUGGCCAGGAUAUCAGUGGAACUUGUUGCUCAUGGCAAAGACCCGCGCGCGUGCUACAGCCGCCUGGAGCGCUGCGGGGCGGAGCACCCGGCGCUGGGCGCGGCGCUGCUGGCGCUCGCCGUGCCCGCCAGCGCCGCGCUGCAUCUGCACGAGCUGUUUUCUACUGUUCUCAACAUAAUAAGCAAGUACGAGUGCUCGAGCAUGUCUCUGAACAUGUUCGCGGCCGUAUCGCUACAGUGGCUCCACCUACCCUCUUAUCUAACAUCAUCUGCGUUGAAAGUCGCCUCAAAAAUACUAGACAUAUACCAAACAAAUAAAGGCGACAGUCGCUUGCACAUGACAAAUUUGAAAGCGAACAAAGUGUUCCAAACUCUGUUAUAUACGGACAGCAAAUUGACCGUUAUGUUCAAAUUGUUGGAAACGUGGGAACGUUUGGAACAUAACCCGGAUAAGUUGAGGAGUUGGUUCGACGAUUUAGAGACGGUUAAUGACGAGUUGAAAUUUGAAUUGGUACCGUUUUUGCUUGGCGUAAUAAUGGAUAAGAGGAAUGACGAUUGGUUUAAAGAUAUAAUAGUUCGUGCUCUGAGAAUGGUCGUGGGGUUGGUGGAAAAGAAAAAGGAGAUAUCUGUAACGCUAUUGCCGGUGUUGGUGUAUAAGUUAGCAAAUGAUAUUUCGCCGAAAGUGAAGUUGGAGUGUUUGCGAGCUUUACCGUUAAUGGCGAAGACUAAGGAGAACGUUCCAACGAUUGUAGCUAUUCUGAAUUCUCUAAAAUCUGGAAAGGGAGCGCCGGUGUCGUUCCUUAUCUCUCUUUACACCAGCUUGGCUGAAACACAGGUUCGUUGCUUCCCGUAUCUACAAGAAUUACUUGUCGACACCGGCGCCGGCGCCGGCAGGCCGGAUGAGCUGAAAUGGGAGGUCGAAUUGGCUAGGGCAUUAGCCGUGGAUAGGAUUUGCGAAAUUAGGCCAUCCAGCCACGGCCUAGAACUGGUCCCGGUGAUAUCCUCGAUCCUGAACCGCUGCACGGAGCGCGCCGGCGCGGCCGCCAGCGGCGCGGCGCUGCGUGCGCUGGCGCGGCUGUGGCGCGGCGGCUGCGUGCGCGCGCCGGGCGCGUGGCGGGCGCUGCGGCACAAGAUGGCGGCCGACGCCCGCCCCGCACUGCAGAUCAGCCUAUGUCGUCUGUUAUCCGAAAUCCCAGCACUACGGGUGUCUUCCCCGGAAUUCGAUAAUCUCAUAAGUGACGUCACUGGCAAAUUGUGGAACUUCAUCGCAGAGUCCAACAACCCCGAAGUGGUGGAAGCGGCGUGCGAUGCGCUUGCGCAGUAUAAAAUUACUGAUUACCAAUUGAAAGAUAUUCCCGAGGUGUACCGUCGCUCGGUAAAGUUGCCCGCGUCUUUCUGUAAAACGCCCGCCGACGCCGCUAGGAAGCCGGAAGAUGUGCUUGAUUAUGUUCCGUGUGAAGUCUGGCCGGAAGUAUACAAAUAUACAAAUCAAGCCGCCUUAAGCGGCGUGGAGCGUCUUUGCACCAAAUUGAUAGACAGAGAAAUCAAGGGGUACCGGAGUGGAGUGUACCACCACGACUCCAGACAAGAACCACCUUCAGCGGGGUACUUGCCCGCUAGUAGUGUGGCCAGGGGACUGUUGGACUGCUUCAGGAAACAGGCAACAUCCCCCUCAUACGAAUUCCCCGAUACCGUUCUCCUGUCAGUCCUCCGCACGCUGACAGCGGAGUACCCGCGCCCCCUGCCGCCAGGGGACCUGUGCUUCCUGCACGAGGCGCUGCACAGAGGCGAGGCGUGGCGGGCGGGCUGCCUCGGGCUGGCGGCGAGGCAGGCGACUGUGUCUGCCUCGGCGAAGAGACUGCUGGAGAAUUACCUGCAAGGGAUCGAUCCGGGAGUCUCUGAUCAAUCUGACAUAGUAAUACUAUUCGAGCUACUUCCAGUCCUCUGCCGAGGAAUGCCGCCCAACUCUUUACGCAGUCCCAUAGAGAAAUGUCUUGCCGAGUCUUACUCAGCCAUAUCGAGGUUGAAACGAGGUCACAGUGUAGACGAGCCUUUAUUCGUGAAACAGUUGAACAUGAUCCGACAGGCUUUAGAGAGUGAUCGAAUUCACGACGCGAACAGAACGUUACUAUCACAGAUUGUGGAGCAUUACUUCUCAGUUAUAUCUGAUGAUAAUGUGGCCUGGCCAGCCUUCGUGGAAGCCUGCUGUUGUUUAUCCAGUGUGUACCUGGAGCGGAUGACGUCCCCCAGCAGCUGGUGGGAGCCCUGCGGCGCGCUGCUGAGGAAGGCCACCGCCGUCAGGGCGGCCGUGGCUGCGGCCGGGGGGCUGGUGUGGCUGAACGAAGUCAUAGACGCUCAGAGUACCAUGAUCAGCGAGCAAGAGCACUGCCUAUCCCUAAUGGUGCCCGCGCUGAAGGCGGCGGAUCCCGACCAGCCUGACACAGUGGCGUGGUGUCUGCAGCUCAUGGCGCGGGCGCAGGUUGCUUUCCAUGAGGCAGAAGAACAAUCGGCCAAGUUAUACUUCUGUAGCGUAGUCAUGGUGACGCUGUGCGCCCUGAGUGGUCACUCCUCCCUGUCCGGGGCUCCGCCCCCCGCCACGUUGCCGCCCGCCGCCGCCGCCCUGGCCGCCAGGGGGGCCUGGCGGGGGCAUACUCAUCAGAUAUUAGAAUGGCUGAUCUACACCAGAGACAACAUCGGCGAUACUGAGAUCGCGUUGAGCUGUCAAAGAACUUUACUAGCGAUGAGGCAUACGUCCGCCUUCGUGGAACACAACGUGUGGACCAGGCUAGAAUCUUACUUCGGAAAGCAUGCUGUAGAAGUUGAUAUAUAGGAUAAAGAUUCAGAACUGACAAUAACCUCCCUUUUUAAGAAUGUUGAAUAUUGUAUUGAUAUAUACUUACAUAUAAUGUAAAACAAGUGUAUGUUUUGUAAUUUGCCAAUAAUUAUAAAUAUUAUAGUUACCCGAAAUUGUACUAUAAAAUUUGUUUUGUAAAUAAAUAUAAAUGUGCCAGAUGUACAAAUCA
Messenger RNA from Amyelois transitella, 3798 nucleotides. RefSeq names its product focadhesin. Bases 27 to 3605 code for a protein of 1192 amino acids. Lineage: Eukaryota; Metazoa; Arthropoda; Insecta; Lepidoptera; Pyralidae. The transcript has 20 exons. Gene Ontology annotation, biological process: regulation of post-transcriptional gene silencing. The record is from RefSeq and is a predicted model, not a curated record.